Molecule: messenger RNA, 652 nt
Organism: Suillus clintonianus
Lineage: Eukaryota; Fungi; Basidiomycota; Agaricomycetes; Boletales; Suillaceae
Exons: 4
Coding region: 63-269 (68 amino acids)
Molecular function (GO): GTP binding; GTPase activity
Source: RefSeq, a predicted model, not a curated record
AAGCCUACUCGCAGCGCUGAACAAUUCUCAUCGCUCAGUCCCAGCAUCAUUUACCUUCAUCCAUGGAUCCUUCAGAGAUAAAAGAGAAAAUCAAUCGCAUUCGAAUCCUCAUCAUAGGAAGAGCCAAUGCGGGAAAAACAACUAUCCUAAAGAGGGUUUGCAACACCAAGGAGAACCCCCAAAUAUUCAAUAGCGCUGGGGAACAGAUUGAUGCCACUGUUCUGAACGCAUCCAGAGAGGUAACAUACUAUCAUCAGUUGGCAAUAUGAACUGACGUGUUCUCAGCGUGGAUAACACGAUAUCGAAAACGAAAUGGUGUUUCAAAAUAACUCGGGAUUCAUCUUUCACGAUUCACGCGGUUUCGAAGCAGGCGGUGAGUCUGAGUACGACAAGGUGAACACAUUUAUCGUGGACCGCUCGAAGAAAACAGAUAUCAAGGAUCGAAUUCACACUAUAUGGUACUGUAUCCCAAUGGAUGAGGAAAGCAGAUCUUUCACCCAAGCCGAACUCAGGUUUUUCUCCCACUGUGACACCGGGAGCAUCCCAGUGAUCGUCAUAUUCACGAAAUUCGAUGCCCUUUACGACGUCGCAUUCGCACGACUAAGAAAGGAAGGAAAAUCGAGGACAGAUGCCAAAGCACUGGCCCCGAGGC